Sporothrix brasiliensis 5110 is the source of this 3270-nucleotide messenger RNA. RefSeq lists its product as uncharacterized. The record is from RefSeq and is a predicted model, not a curated record. NCBI's taxonomy places the organism in Eukaryota, Fungi, Ascomycota, Sordariomycetes, Ophiostomatales, Ophiostomataceae. The coding region runs from base 1 to 3270 and encodes 1089 amino acids. The transcript has 13 exons.
AUGUCUUCCAAUACGCCUGCGAGCUUCGCGUCGGCGGCGGCUGGCCAGUCGAGAGGGCCUCGUCGAGAUGGGCGCUCUGCCAAUGGCACCCUGACUUUCCGCCGUCCCUCUGCCGCCGUUGUUAACCAGCAAUCUCAAGCUGCGUCCGAUACCUCUGCGCCUGCACUACCAUCCGUGACCGAAUCUCAAGCUGCUCAGCAGAGCCUGCCGCCUUAUGACGGAUCUAUGCGCUAUUCGCAUGUCAAUAACCUGCUGGUUGAGGGUUGGAACACCACGCAGAUUAACGGGGUGGCGAGGAGCUGGGGAAAGAGCUCAGAUGGCACUGUCCCGCAAGACCCUACUGUCUGUUGGGAUGCUACUGGUGGUGUCACGCCCAUGGCCUUGCAGGAAAUGACUGAGGACGAGAAGGAGGCGUUUGUCGACGUCAACUCGACUCUGAAACCACAGCAGCCAAAAGACAGCAGUCAGAUUGGCGGCGGAGGCGGUAAUACUGUGAGUGCCCCGAACGGCCGUAAGACGUCCAUCUCCCACGGCACCGGUUUUAGCAACAAUAGCAGCAACAACAACACUAGCAACACAACAACCUCGAUUUCGUCACCCCGCCCGACGACGCGCCGCCGGGAGGCAUCCGACACUAACUCUCUUCCCACCGGUGGCUUGACUUCUCCCCUUGCCAAUCGCACGCCUCGAGAGGAGUCAUCUUGGUUUGGUCGAAAAACUGCCGAUGCUAAAGAACCACAGCAACUGGUACAGCAGACUGAAGUGCCAGAGGAGGUCCCAGGACCGGUUGCUGCUCGGGUGUUGAACACCGGAACUCUGAAUCGUAGCAACAUGGCUGGGAGGGACAAACGCUUUGGCAAUGCGCGCGGUGAGAGCCGCCUAGCGCACUUGAUUCCCAAGCAAGAUGGUGCUGAUACGACUACACCGGGCACAAGGACGGCUGGCUCUGGUACUAGUGCCAUUGUUACUACCUCUGUCGGUACUGCUACUGCCUCCGGGGCGGACCCAAAGGAUUCUUGGCGCGCUCGGCCGCGGACAGAUACUGAUCCUUCUGGCGAGGACGGCGGGCAGUCCAAUUCUGCUUCGCAGAAUCCCGAGUCUGUUGACACCCCCGUUAAGAACGCCCGGGGUGACUUGGGCAUGUCUGAUCUGACCAUCGGCUCUUCGCUCGACGAGGAUGUUGCUGGCAGUCCGGAGACGAAUCCUUUCCGCAGCCCUCCGACGGACCGUAAUAGUGGCGGCCCUGGUAGCGGCGACAGUGCUCCCAUGACUGGAGCGGUCGGUGCUGGUGCUGGCGUCGACCAUGCCGCCAUCUUUGGGUCCGGGCGUGGCGGAUAUCCAAGCGCGAAUUUAGAUGGCAACAUUGCUGGCUGGGGCAACCCUCUUACCUCGAGCACCCCAGAUCGCGACCGCGCCGUAUUCUCAACCGCUUUUGGAAGCUCGUUGUUCAGCCCGGGCACUGGUGAACUUCAGUCGCCCGGUUUCGGCGGCGUUGUUCCUGGCGGUGGUGUUUUCGGCGCUCCUGGCGCUAGCGGCACUGGUUCUCUCCGUACCAGUACUAGCAAGCUCGGUGCCUUAUUCCCAGCGAGCAUGCAGGCGCAGAUGUCAGCCAGCCAAGACCAGGAAGGCAACGCUAUCGGCCGCGAGGCCAUCGGUUCCCAGGCGUCACAAUCGGCCAUUUUGGCCUCUGACUCGUCACCGCUGCCGCAACAUUUUGAGUCUGCCACCCGCCCCAAUGCCGACACCCCGCUGAACGCACCUCGCACUAUGGUAAUGCCUGAUCUCAUCCCCCCUCUCGUUGGAGCGUUUCCCAGUUACGGCCGAACUUUGACUGCAGAAGAGCAAAAUAACCUUGAGCGCCGCAAGCAGGAAGAGCAUGAACGGCUGAAAGAAUUCAAGCAAUAUCGCGAGCAGUUUGAUGCUACGGAGGCUGGGAACCUUGCAGCCGAAUCAUCCUUAACUACGACAUCUACACACGGCAAGCAACAGGCUACUGCUGCUGACGUUGUCGACGAAGUUGCCGCGGAGCGUCGGCUACAGGGUGAUAGUGGCACGUUUGCGGUUGUUGGCGAGGCGUCUGAAUCUCUCGUGUCUCUAUCUUUGACACAACAAGCUGGCGAAGUGGCCGGAGCCCUCAAGCCUGACCUUCCUAUGCCCUUCCCGCCUCCUCCAGGUGCCCUGUCCAGCACACCCCUGGCUGCUCCCACGGCCCAGCGAACGCGUUCCACGCUCCCCGACCAAUAUGCGACCAGCCAGUCUCGCUCGGAGACCCCUGAAGGUGGUGCACAUGGUACUACUCAACAACCCCCACUGGCGCCUUGGGCACGCGACCCGGGCUCAGAAAACCAUAGAGGGCCUAGCCUGAAGGAGAUCCAGGAGGCGGAAGCUAAGAAGGCUGCUAAGGCGGAGGAGAUAGCCGCUACGGCACGAAAGGUUGCCGCUGUACAAGAGGCCGCAAUCCAACGAGAGCGCGAAAAGGCUGUUGCAGCUCUGACGCCUGGUCUGCCGACGUCCUCCACGUGGGGCAACGGUACACCGGCUGUCUCUGUUGCCGCCCCUACCAGCCCGUGGGCUAAGGCGUCUAAUGCGAAGCCCAGCGUCGCAAGCGCUGGUACCGGUGGCGUUGCCUAUAGCGCUGUCGAUAAGAAGAAGACACUGGCGGAUAUUCAGCGUGAGGAGGAAGCCCGGAAGCAGAAGACUAGAGAGCUGUCUUCCCAACCUCCUCUUGCCUCAUCGCCGUUCGUUGCAAGUCCCAUUGCUACAAGUGCUUCUCCUGUUGCCGCCGCUACGGGUUGGGCUACUGUUGGUGCGGGCGCCGCCAAACCACCUGUCGUUCCGGCUAGUGCACGCUCGUCUUCGAAACAACUUCCUGGUGCCCCCGGGAAGGCCGAGGGUGGCGUUGCGAUGGACGAGUUCAACAAGUGGCUCCACCGCGAGGUGAGCCGUGGACUUGCUGACGACAUUGAUGUCAACAUGUUUGUCGACACGCUUCUACAGCUUCCCCUGGAUCAGUCAAUUAUCUCUGAGGCUGUGUAUGGAAACUCUAAGACCAUGGACGGUCGUCAUUUUGCCGAAGAAUUUAUUCGUCGCAAGAAACUCGCGGAAAGAGGCGUCGUUGAGAAGCAGGCCCCCGCGUCUACCGACGAAGCUAAGAUCGGCGGAGGCUGGAGUGAGGUUGCUAAGAAGGGCGGAAACACUGGUGCCUCGAAGGAGGAGAGCAUGCCUGCUGGCUUUAAAGUUGUCUCCAGCCGCAAGAAGGGCAAAAAAUAG